AUGCUCGAUGUUGGCUAUUUUUUACGUGUGAUUGAAAUCGGUCUUCGACAUCGAUUAAAUCGAUCGAAGAAGAAGAAAAAAAAUCUCUGGGAUGAGUCAGUCACAAAAGGACGUUGUGGAUUGAAUGAUCUUGACAUAAAUUGGCAUAUGAACAAUGGACGUUAUUUACGUGAAGCUGACUUCAGUCGAUUUACUUUGAUAAUUGAAACUGGAUUGUGGGAUGCGCUCAUGGCUCGACGAAAGACUGAACCCGAAUCGUAUAUGUUUGCCAGUGCAAUUCAAGUUCAAUAUCGGCAGAGUGUUUCACGAGGAGAUCGAUUUAUGUUUACUGCUCGUCUAAUCGGAUGGGAUGAUCAUGCUUUCUACAUUGCACAAUCGAUGAUUCUCGAUAAAAAUCAAGAAGUGUCUUGUUCUCUUUUGGCACGACUAACGGUCACUCCACGAUCUUUAACACCACAAAUGCUUGUCGCUGAUGCUGGUUAUGGAUCAAUUGAAUCGCCUGUUCUUCCAGCAGUCGUUGAGAAUUUCAAAGAAAAUUAUAAAUUACCAACUAUAACUGUUAAAUCGAAAUUGUAA
This is a messenger RNA of Rotaria sp. Silwood1, 576 nucleotides long. NCBI's taxonomy places the organism in Eukaryota, Metazoa, Rotifera, Eurotatoria, Philodinida, Philodinidae. The record is from the annotation of a GenBank genome assembly.